Messenger RNA from Hemibagrus wyckioides, 1424 nucleotides. RefSeq names its product upper zone of growth plate and cartilage matrix associated b (gene ucmab). Lineage: Eukaryota; Metazoa; Chordata; Actinopteri; Siluriformes; Bagridae. The coding region runs from base 76 to 495 and encodes 139 amino acids. Gene Ontology annotation, biological process: regulation of osteoblast differentiation; embryonic skeletal system development. Gene Ontology annotation, cellular component: extracellular matrix. The record is from RefSeq and is a predicted model, not a curated record. The transcript is spliced from 5 exons.
CAAACUCCACCUUACAUCAGAGCUUGCUUGUAUUCCUGUGUGAUUCCCUUCUGUAGCUUGGACACAGGUUUAAAAAUGUCUUGGAUGCGCCCUGCCUUGCUCACCUGUCUGGCUUUGCUGUUCAUCCUCACCUUGUUUUACGAGGUUGACACUGCAAACGCACCUGAUGGCAAAGCGCAUAAGAAAGCAGCAGGCCUACAAGGUGGGCUAAGAAGGAUUUUUAUGGAAGAGAGAGACGCCACCAACUUUUUCAAGCGCCGUGGCAGAAGGGCCGUGAAAUCACAAGAUGAGCUCAAUGUUGAGCAGCAACAGAGACUGGCAGCUGAUGAAAGGAAGAGAGAAUAUCAUGAGGAGCAGAGGAAUGAGUUUGAAAAUUAUGCAGAGGAAGAGCAUAAUGAGCAGGAUGAGAGAACUCAGGAGAGUACGGAGCAGUGGAGAGAGUUCCACCAUGACGGCCUUGAUCCUUCUUACGAGUACAACCGUCACACUGUUUAAAGCUGUCCAAGAGACUUUUUAGUCUUUCCUGGGAACAGAAAAAUAUUCUUAAUGCCAAAUAUGUAAAAACAUCAUCACCAGCAUGGGCUGUAGAUUCAGGUCCAGUUUAGCAGGACUUCAAUGAAAACACACAGUGUGAGGUUCUCAUCCAUCUGUUGGACAAAAUCUCAGUGGUCCACUUUAAAGCAGUCGUUACAUACGGUAUGGGUGAAGGUAGAAGAAGUAGACAAAAGGUUAUAGCAUCACCUAAAUGCUUAUAAAAGGCCUGAAAACACCUAUGAUUAUAAACAGCCUGAUUUAGUAUUUGAGAUGUGCAGCAAUUUUUAGCUUAAACCAGAUGUGUGACUGGACAUUAUUUAUUCCAAAUGUCUUCACAUACAUAGCUAAAACUACUAUAUUUUUACCUUAUUUUUAGAUAUAUUUGAAACGAUUUCUGCAAUGCAUUGGGUUAUGCAUGCUGUCUGAUGAUCAACUGGAUUGUUGCCAUGAUUUAUCAUCAGUCCAUUGACAGCAUAUUAAUCUCUUAUUAAACAUGUGACAAUGAUAAUAUUCAAAAAUAGUUAUUUAUAUUCGUUUAAUUAUAUUCAUUUUAGGAACAGCUGCAAAUAUUCAGUUGUACUCACAUUCCACAGCAAUCUCAUACAUAAAUGAUAUUUUCUCUUGUACAUGGGAUCAUAUAUAAAACAAUAUGAACGUGACAUUAUGGUGAAGUAAUCUUGACUCUUUCCAGUGUAAUGAUCUACAUCAUUUAAAUAAAUACCAAUAGCAAUAUCAGAUUCUAAGGCCUGUGGGCGAUGAAAAACAGGGGGAUAUGGGGAGGAAAAACAGGAAGAAAAACAGGGCCUCAGCAUGAGACUGAGAGAAGCUGCACCUAGCUGCUAAAUUCAAAGCCCUUCUAUGAAGACUGUGAAGAAAUCCUGAGUCAAGUA